AUGGGAAGACAACCUUGUUGUGAUAAAGUAGGGUUGAAGAGAGGUCCGUGGACUAUUGAUGAAGAUCACAAGCUCAUGAAUUUUAUCCUCAACAAUGGCAUCCAAUGCUGGAGAAUGGUCCCCAAACUUGCAGGCUUGCUGAGAUGUGGAAAGAGUUGCCGAUUAAGAUGGAUUAAUUACUUGCGGCCUGAUCUUAAAAGAGGGGCUCUAUCAGAAUCAGAAGAAAAUCAAAUCAUACAACUUCAUGCCCGUCUUGGAAACAGGUGGUCUAAGAUUGCCUCACAUUUUCCGGGACGCACAGACAAUGAAAUCAAGAACCACUGGAACACUAGAAUCAAGAAGAGGAUAAAGUUCAAUGGUUUAGACCCCUUGACUCACUUGCCUGUCGAGCAAGAAGAAAAAAUUGAAGACAAAAUUGAGACAAUUCCAGAGUCUAAUUUGCAAAAAGAAGAAGAAAACGAGACCUUGGAUGUUACAGCUACUGUUAAUAACAAAGCUAAAAGAGAUGAUCCAGAAAUGGAUGAAAAAGAAAAAGAAGUUAACACGAACUCUGAUGAAACAAAUGAACUGCUGAAGAAUUAUGAAAUGUUGUGUGGAAGCUUGGAUGUAGACUUAUGGAUAGACCAAGAAGACAACACAUUCAAUACUUGCAGCCCUUCAUUUUCUCGGGAAGAUUCUCUCAAUCCUUCAAUAGGUGAAUCAUCCACAGCCAAAGAAGACUCUCUGCAACAAUGGGGGUUUGACAGUGUCUAUUCAAUGCUUUCUUGGGAUGGUUUCAAUGCACUAGAACAAGAGCUCUUCCUUAUGGAAAACAGCCAAUGA
Molecule: messenger RNA, 822 nt
Organism: Ilex paraguariensis (yerba mate)
Lineage: Eukaryota; Viridiplantae; Streptophyta; Magnoliopsida; Aquifoliales; Aquifoliaceae
Source: the annotation of a GenBank genome assembly